Messenger RNA from Paramecium tetraurelia, 954 nucleotides. RefSeq lists its product as uncharacterized. The record is from RefSeq and is a predicted model, not a curated record. The transcript has 3 exons. Lineage: Eukaryota; Ciliophora; Oligohymenophorea; Peniculida; Parameciidae.
AUGGAUAAUCGCAGAAAACCACAAUCCUAUCAUCGUUAGAGAACUGGAAUCCUGAUAACGAACAAACAAUAGACAAGAAAGAGGUCACCAAAAAAGACAUACUCAAAAGCUAUUCACCCGUUGAAUUUGCACACUAAGGCCAUGUCUUAAAAAAACUUAGAUUUUGUGUCAUCAGAAAGUUCAGAGUAUUCACAAGAGGCUUUGAUUGAAGACAAUAAAAGCUGUUGCUGCUUCGAUUGCAGCAAGCCCAAUAAGAAAAUGAAAUGUCUAUAAAAGAAAUUCGUUUUGUUUCGAACGCAGAUGUCAAUAGUUAAGUAGCAGAGGUUGCACAUAAGAUUUUAAAAUGCAGUUUAUUGCAUUCUCUACUUGAUUAAUAAGCGAAGGAAACAAAGAUUGUUAGAAAAACAGAAGAAGAUGUUUAGAUACAAAACCAAAGUAUUCUUCGAUGGCUCUCCUCUCUUGCCGCCACAAUAACUAUAACAUUAAGUUAAUGUGCAUGAUGAGAAACAUCCAGUCAAUAUACAUUCUCAAUCUAUUUAGGCUAAAAUUAUUGAUUAAAGACAUAAAUAAAGAUAAUCAGUAAGAGUAUAUUUGUAAUAAAAAUUACAUGAUAAGGAUUCGUAAAUUACAUUACCCAAGAUCCACAAGUAUAGUCAGAGUUCCUAUUGCAAUAUUCAGCCACUGAGAUUCCAAAAGACAGAAGACCAGAAGUCUCCUAGGUGUUCCACACAAUUAAAGAUAUCCCAUCACACAGAACACAGUCCUUGUGCAGUCUAAAAUUCUCCUUACUUGAAUCACUUGACCUCUAGAAACCCUAUUGAGACCUUCAUUUAAUCAUCCUUCAGUAAAACACCCAGACCAGUAACCAAGAGCAUUUAAUCUGAAUUACUUACUUAAAAACACUAAUUUCAUUAAAGAAAGAAUACAGCAACCACAUUAAAAGGAUUAGUUUGA